ACGCCAUUGUUGUCUUGUAAAUAAAAAUGACUGUAAUGUAAAAAUUUACUCAACAUUUAUGUUCAGCUGAGAUUAUAUAAAACCAUCUGAGUGUAAGAUUAAAAUAUUAAUCUUGGUAUAUGCAAUUGAAAAAAAAUUGUAUAAAAUGUAUAAAAAGUCUGCUUUAUAAUAAUGGACUAAUAUUCCCUGAAACUCAUAAGCUGUCUGGAAAAAUUAGCAGAAAACAGAAAAAUGAUUUUCUGCGAACAUUCUACUUCUGAUUCUUUUUCCUGACGUAAUAUUUGUUUAUCUGUUUUCUGUUGCAUAACAACUGAUUUUGUUUAGAUUGAACUGCGGCGGUUCAAAUUUGCUCUUUUCCUUGUAACACACCAUUUUACCUAUUCAAUUAAAAAAACAUUCUGCCAGAAAACUUCAACUGAACGUCUUAUCCAGUUUGAAUUAUUCAUCAUCACUUCGAGAGAGUAAUUUUAGCGCCACAAUAUCCCAGGAAAAACAAAAAAUGCAAUAUGGAAGAGGAUGAAAUGUUUAUUUGUUCAGCACGUGUCAGUUCAAACAUUUAUGAACAAUUCUGCUAUUAAGGCAAGUUUAUGGAAUUAGUCGUAUUGCAGCAGUGUUUGAGAGUGCAUUAAGCUAAAUGGCUCCCCGGGACGAAAUUUCUGCCUCCAAACCGGUCAAAGUAGUCUCUAAAACUAAUCUGAACAAUGGUGGAUCCGAGUACUGCUCCUCUGAAGCUUCGGGAACACAGCACAGUCGGUCGCCGAAAACAUCACCUCACGACAAAGAUACAGGUAGCAUUAAGCCGAGUAGCAGCAGUAGCAACGGAACCAAACGUUCGGUUUCUCUAUCCCGGCCAACCGAGACGUCGACAUCAUUGACUCAACAGAGUCUAUCCGAAGCGCCGAAGUCAGCACCUAGUACUGGAAGCGGGAAAUCUAGUAAAAAGAAGAGCAAAAAAGGUUUACUCGCUAACAUUGCUGGAACUCGUUACGAGUGUGUUCGGGAGUCCUUAGAACACUGCGGGUUCGCCACAAUCCGUGAUGAACGAGACGACCCGAACUGCCUUUUGUACUGGAGCGAUCUUGCGGUUCCCAAUGAAAGGAUUUCGGAAAUGAAGCCAUACCAGAAAAUCAAUCAUUUCCCAGGUAUGGGAGAGAUAUGUCGGAAAGACGCAUUGGCUAAGAACAUGAUGAAAAUACAGAAAAUUUUUCCAAGUGAUUAUGACUUUGUGCCUAAAACUUGGACUAUGCCCCAGGAUGCAAACACUUUUUUAAACUACGCCAAAGAAAGCAGUAAAAAACGAAAGAAAACCAAAACUUUCAUUGCCAAACCUUCAAACGGUGCUAUGGGAAACGGAAUCCGGUUGUUCAGAUCAGCCGAAAAAGCGCCAUUGGACGAAAACUAUAUCGUACAGGAGUAUCUUGAUAAACCCAUGCUUAUUGAGGGUUUCAAAUUUGACAUGCGAGUUUACGUUUUGGUAACUUCCUGUGAUCCACUGAAAGUUUUUCUUUUUAAAGACGGAUUAGUUAGAAUAAGUACUAAAACGUAUGUUGCACCGAGCGAACAAAACAUCGACGAGCUCUACAUGCAUUUGACAAACUACUCGGUGAAUAAAUUCAGUGCCAAUUAUGAAAAAGACGAGGACGAAAGUAAAGGUAGCAAACGGAAUUUUGAGUUUCUGAAUGAGUGGCUUGCAAAUGGAAGUUACGACGUGCAAAAAGUCUGGCGAGAAAUUGCCGAUGUUAUUGUUAAAACUUUAAUAGUUGCUGAGCCCCACUUAAUACACCAAUAUCGUAUGUGUCGCCCAGGUGUUUCGCCUUUAGCGGAUAGCACUUGCUUUGAAAUUUUGGGUUUCGAUAUUUUUCUCGACCGGAAAGGUAAGCCGUGGCUUCUGGAAAUCAACAGAUCUCCCAGUUUUGGAACGAAUGAAAAGAUUGAUCUUAAUAUUAAAAGUGCACUUUUGCAACAGACAUUUAAGUUGUUACGUGUCAGGGCAUCGGAUAAAAAACGAUGUUUGACCAAUCAGAAGAUGGAAAGCCAACGCAGGCUUUUUAAUGGUCACAGAAGGCUGGCCAUUGAACAGUGGGACAAAAGCAAAGCGGCGAAAGUGCGCAAGAAAGAGCAGCUGCAAAUUCAACUAGCAGCUUUGAGACGAGAAUCCAUGCGUCAAGAAUACGAGUCAAAAAAUCUUGGAAAGUUCCGAAAAAUCUUCCCAAUUGACGAUCGAAUGCAGCUCGAGAAAUACAUUGGGAUCCUGAGCAAGGGAUUUGACAUUCUGCUGGCGGGCAGGGCGGGUCAACUGCAGAAGGAGGUCAUCUCCAACUACAAGAACCCACACCACGAAGCAGACUUACUUGACCUGAUCGAACAGUGCGAGUGCGAAGAGGGAGGUGACAUGUCAACGUUCAAUUCAGGGUACCGAAAACCCCUCGUACCCAAACCCCUGUCAUCAAUGCCAAGCUCAGCGUCCCCUAUGCGCCACUACAGUCGCAAGGGGGGAGGAACUGAGGAAGACAACUCUUCCGACGAGAGCGACGAAGACGACGACAACUCCGACGCCACCGACAACAACGACACGAACAGAAACGACACUACAAUUACAAGCCACGACAUGAAAUCACAUGGUUUCCACCGCAACUCGGAAACGAAUUCCUCCCUGAUCGAGAAAAAGAGUAUAAAUAAAAGACCCAAACAGAGCUCGCAGUUAAGCAAGUCACGCAAAGUUGAAAGGCCGACUUUAAUCUCCCGCUCAUCGACUCGAAGUUUGAGCUCGCUUCGGUUCGAAAGCAAUCGUAGUUUACCUCCAAGUAAGCGAAAGAAAGACGAUUCUGAUUUAAUCCAACUUUACGAAGCAUUGAGUGAGUUGAAUAUCAAAUUCCCAGGAAAAAGUGACGAAGAAGCGAACGAGAUUUUGAACUCAAUUUUGGAUAACUGGCGCUAUCACAAGCCUCGUGUUGCUUCGUAUUGGCUCGUUAAACUCGAUUCGGUGAAACGACAGAAAGUCGUAGACAUAGUUCGUAACAACGUGCGAUCAAUAGUCCAGCGAUUUCACGAAAACGAAGAUAUCGAUAAAUUAAACGUGACCAAGUGUCUAAAUAAAGUAUUCAACAGGAUGUUAUGGUCUCAUGGCCAAGGGUUAUGGUCUUGUUUGAACCAUACAACUCGUGGCCCUGCCCCUUGGGAGACCGUUUUUAGAAGUGGCGGCGAGAUGUUAUCGAACGUAGAAAUGGGUUGCUGUAAAAUAGCAGUCGAAUUGUGCAAGGAUUGCUUGCUUGUGGUGUACCAGUUUGCAAACCAAUCAAGAACCGAACUGAAUUUGGGAGCACAUAGCGUAUCUAGUGCCAAUCCAGGGAACUCUGCAGUAACCUAGAUGAAUCUAGAAUUUUCUAGAAAAUAUAUAUGUAGAAGUAUUUCACGCUUUCUAAGGUGUAUCAAAAAGAUUUCACUGCUGUCGGAAAUGCUAUAUAAUUUGAUAUUAAUGUUUCAAAGUUUAUUUUUUCAUAUGACAAAAUCAAUAGUUUCAAUUCAA
Molecule: messenger RNA, 3526 nt
Organism: Symsagittifera roscoffensis
Lineage: Eukaryota; Metazoa; Xenacoelomorpha; Acoela; Convolutidae
Product: tubulin polyglutamylase TTLL7-like
Exons: 3
Coding region: 635-3367 (910 amino acids)
Biological process (GO): microtubule cytoskeleton organization; protein polyglutamylation
Cellular component (GO): cilium
Molecular function (GO): tubulin binding; tubulin-glutamic acid ligase activity
Source: RefSeq, a predicted model, not a curated record